Messenger RNA from Aspergillus tanneri, 2487 nucleotides. Its product is annotated as DUF3433 domain-containing protein. The record is from RefSeq and is a predicted model, not a curated record. NCBI's taxonomy places the organism in Eukaryota, Fungi, Ascomycota, Eurotiomycetes, Eurotiales, Aspergillaceae. The transcript is spliced from 2 exons. Bases 1 to 2487 code for a protein of 828 amino acids.
AUGCUUGCUCCGAGUUCUGCGAACGUAAGUCUGAGAACCGUGAGCUCAAAUAGGCCUCAACUGCAGCGCACCGAGUCUCAACAGUCUGCUGCUGCAUCUGAUGAUUAUUACUCCUUUUCAGAUCAUACUUCAAGCUCAAGAUCUCCUAGCGGUGGCAGUCGAGUUACCGUUGUGCGGUAUGCUACACCGAAUUCUCAUCCUGUAUCGCGAACUUCCUCACCUGCCCUAUCUCGAACGCAUCUAGCCCCGUCGAUGGCUUCUCAAUCGGAAAAAUUUGGUGGAAGCCAAAGUCAAAAUAGGAGCACCCCUUCCCGAUCUGCUACUGCAGUGCGUAUGGUUGAAGAUAGACCAGUCCAUACGAGUCCUAUGUCCAACAGCACCAGUCGCCAGAUGCCCAGCGACAGCUAUGCUGGACCCGCGCCCACUCCUGGGGUAGACGACUCUCCCUACAUCCGCUUUGCUAUCGGCCAGCUCACCCGCAAUGAAGAAGUCGGUAGCUUAAGCAGGCAAAGUUCGGUCGCAAGUUCGGAGUCGCGUGUUGAGCGUCUCGUGUGGGAUGAGGGGCUUGGGUAUUUCGUUCGUUCGUCUAGUCCUGAAAGGACCGCAACUACACAGCGACCCAGCUCCCAACCAUCAUCUCCCAAGCCAGAAUUCAGACCACCACAGAACUCAGUGGAUCCUGAAUCGUUUCGGCCUGUGGAUCCUCCGGAAGACAGUUUACUCUACCCGUCGCUGGAUUUCGUACCUAUGGUGUUGAGACCCUGGGCGCUAGUUGCGAUAAUAAUUUUCUGUCUGCUUAUGAUCGCUGGUAUUGGGUUCUGUAAUACUUGGUCUCAGAAGCACCAAGGAUUCUGGGACUAUGAAGGUCUGGGAGGCGGGAGAUACUUUGUCGUCCAAUUUCUCCCACAGAUCCUGGCCGUUAUCAUUACGUUUUGGACCUUUGUCAUUCAGGCCGCAGUUUGUCGCACCAUACCAUUUGCGAUCAUGGCAUCUGAACGGCCUCUUGGCCGCGUCCUACAGAUGCUGUCGACUCUUCCCCGGAAUUUCAUGCUACCCGAUCUGUCGCACUUUCGACAUGGUGAAGCUCUAGUCGGAUUUUCCUUGCUAACAAUUUGGCUCUCUAAUCUGAUCUCGUUACCGCUGCUGAGCUGCCUUUUCCAGGCAAAGUGGUAUGUGAUUGACGGGAAAGGAAUGUGGCGAUGGACAUCUGUCAUAAGCAUUGGAUGGGCUCUGAUAGCGAUGUACGGGCUGUUAGCCAUAGGAUUGCUAUUGUUAACACUCCGUUUCGCCAACACCUGGUCUGGCUUGAUGUGGGAUCCAGUCUGUCUGGCCGAUUUGAUCUCAAUUAUACAGCGGUCAAACGUUCUGCGCGAUUUUGAACAGUCCGAGACCGUGCCUGAUGUAGGUGAAACCCUCGAUCCUAAAACACUUCGGCUGGGCUAUUGGCAGCUACCGAAUCGAGAAAACAUUUUCUAUGGUAUCGGUGAAGUUGGCGCGCCAAUCGGGAACCCUUCAUUGCACCGUAUCGAGAAAAACCGCGAGAGGCAAUAUCAGGGCCUAUCGAAAGUGUCGUUCGAUCUCGAGCUGCAGACUAUGGUAGGAAAGGGUGAUUUCGAUGAGCAUCUAUUCUCACCAGCUGUCCGUUAUCGCUGGGUACCGUGGUUCCUUCGAGGAACCUUUGUUGUGGCAUGGACGAUGACUAUCAGCGCCCUCUUUAUUGCAUUUGUGCUUGUCAGCUUUAUCAACGAUGCUAUCAAAGGGGGGUUUCCGCCUCGACUACCAACUUUGCCUUCGACUGGUGCUUUCUCCUCUUCCAACUUCCUGUACAGUUUCAUCCCAUCUCUGAUUGGAAACGUUCUGUUCCUUGCUUGGCAGCCGAUCGACGUCUAUUUCCGUGCAUUGCAACCAUUUGUUGCCCUUUCCCACCCAGACGGAGCACAGGCGGAGCAGACCCUGUUACUAUCUUAUCCGUCAAGGCUUCCUUUUCAAGUCACUGUCCUGGCAUUACUGAAUAAACACUACAAGGUGGCAUGGAUCUCUUUCAUGGCACUUGUCUCGGCUGCGAUGCCUAUUCUGGCUGGCGGUGUUUUCCUCGCAAUGUGGUAUCCUACACAUGAAGAGAUCCGCAUUUCCGCAUUGAUGCCGGCGUUUUAUGCCCUUGUUGCGUUCUGCGCCUUGUACACCGUCUCUUUUUUUGCCAUUUGGCCGCGUCGCUGUCGAUACUUGCCCCACGAUAUCAGCACACUUGCUGAUCAAAUCAGCUUUUUCUACCAAAGUCCUUUACUUGCCGAUAAAUUGUUGCGUGAACCGAGAAGCAAAGCUGACCUUGUUACUCGACUGGUUAUUGCACCUCCUGGAGACCGAGAAUUUCCCACCUAUGGGUUCGGGAUCUUUGUGGGACGCGAUGGAAAGGAGCAUCUCGGAAUUGACCGUUUCCAACGACCUGGCCGAGCUGAUAUGUUGAUUACGACGGGCUCUAUGAAGUAA